Molecule: messenger RNA, 2397 nt
Organism: Paramisgurnus dabryanus
Lineage: Eukaryota; Metazoa; Chordata; Actinopteri; Cypriniformes; Cobitidae
Gene: suclg2
Product: succinate-CoA ligase GDP-forming subunit beta
Biological process (GO): succinyl-CoA metabolic process; tricarboxylic acid cycle
Cellular component (GO): succinate-CoA ligase complex; mitochondrion
Molecular function (GO): metal ion binding; succinate-CoA ligase (GDP-forming) activity; ATP binding
Source: RefSeq, a predicted model, not a curated record
CACAGCAUAGCGUCACUCCACGUACACGUGUCAGCGCUUCAGCACUCUCUUCCGGUUCAACAUGGCGGCAUCCAUGGCAUGUCAGGCUGCAGUAAGAGGACUCCGAGGAGCAAGUACUAAACAUCUGUUUAUAAACAGAAACAAGUUGGUGAUUCCCAGAAGAUGGUUGAACCUGCAGGAGUACCAGAGCAAGAAGCUCAUGCAGGAGAGUGGCGUGGCUGUGCAGCGAUUUUUCGUGGCUGACACCGCCUCUGAAGCCCUGGAAGCUGCCAGGAGACUCAAAGCGAAGGAGAUUGUCCUGAAAGCUCAGAUUUUAGCGGGAGGACGAGGCAAAGGAGUGUUCGACAGCGGCCUGAAAGGAGGCGUCCAUUUAACAAAAGACCCUGCUGUUGUUGGAGAGCUUGCCACUAAGAUGCUCGGUUACAAACUGACCACCAAACAAACCCCUCAGGAAGGAGUCAAAGUAAAAACGGUGAUGGUCGCAGAAGCUCUGGAUAUCUCCAGGGAAACAUACUUUGCCAUCUUGAUGGACCGUACCUGUAAUGGACCCGUGAUGGUGGGCAGCCCUCAAGGUGGAGUUGACAUAGAGGAAGUGGCUGCCACCACACCAGAGCUUAUCUUUAAGGAAGUCAUAGAUAUAUUUGAAGGGGUUCGAGAAGACCAGGCACUACGUAUGGCAGCUAAUUUAGGAUUCAAGGGACCGUUGGAGAGACAGGCUGCAGAUCAGAUUAAGCGGCUCUAUGAUCUGUUUCUCAAAGUCGACGCCACUCAAGUCGAAGUCAAUCCGUUCGGAGAAACACCUGAGGGACAAGUGGUUUGCUUUGAUGCCAAAAUCAACUUUGAUGACAACGCAGAGUUCAGACAGAAAGCUGUGUUUUCCAUGGACGAUACAGAGGAAAGCGACCCCAUAGAGAUCGAGGCUGCCAAACAUGACCUAAAGUACAUCGGACUGGAUGGAAACAUUGCUUGUUUUGUUAAUGGUGCUGGUCUUGCUAUGGCAACGUGUGACAUCAUAGACCUGAAUGGUGGAAAGCCAGCAAACUUCCUGGACUUGGGUGGAGGUGUGACGGAGAGCCAAGUGUACACAGCCUUCAGAAUGCUCUCUGCGGAUCCUAAGGUAGAGGCCAUUUUGGUAAAUAUUUUUGGAGGGAUUGUCAACUGUGCUAUUAUUGCUAACGGCAUCACCAAGGCCUGCAGAGAACUGGAGCUCAAGGUUCCACUGGUGGUCAGGCUUGAGGGCACCAACGUUCAAGAGGCAAAGCGUAUCCUGUCUGAGAGCGGACUGCCCAUCACCUCUGCCACUGACCUGGAUGAUGCAGCCAAGAAAGCUGUCGCAGCCAUUGCCAAGUAGUAAAUGUGUACGCAAAUGCAAAAUACACAGCUGUGAGAGCUGUGGCCAUCAUCACAAAGACUAAAAUAUAAAAUCAUUUUUCACUAACAAAGCUUUACACACAUCAUUCACACACUUACUCUGUGUUGAAGCCACUUACCUCACCUGUCUUCUGAAUCAUAUCUACACAUCAAGCCUUUGUAAAAUUAAUUUAUACAGGACGUACUGUACUUACACAAGUCCCAACUUAUUUAUAUUUUAUAAAAAAUAACACCUAGUUUAAAUACGUUGGGAAAAAUGACAGGGUCUCGAAUACGGGACAGUCUCAGGAAUCGUGCUCACAAAAUUUUUCCUGGUUGGCAAAGGAAAUAAUGCAUUUACAUUCAUUGCCUUACUUCAAGCCUUUUGACUGAUUAUUCAUUUAUUGAUUGUAAUUACAUAUUUACCUGUGGGUAAAAUGUAAAUAUACUAGUUUAAUUGCAUUCCAUAAUAAUGCAGAUAGGAAAUCUGUAUCACCUCGAGUAAACCAUACAAGACAGGAGUGAAAUUGUCCUGUUAAUCUUUUAUACGAUUGCAACUGUGAAAUAUGACUUAAAUCUGAUAUUGAGUUGUUCAUCUCCAUAUGGCAUCACCGUCCCAAUCUAUUGUUUUUUUUUUUAUAUGGAUACGGCUAUAAGAUUUAAAACUACAGAUAUAAAACUACUGGGUUAUGGUUCGCCUUCUGCAAUAUUACUGCCUUAAUAUCUGUUUGUUAUUCAACAGUAAAUGCAAUACUGAUAUAAUGCAUCAGUGAUACCCAUAUGCAGUGUAAUGUAUUUCAGCAUUUCACUUGAAAUCCUUUUUUUAAGAGUUUUUACAUUAAUAUACAUGUUAAACAUUUAUGAGAGUGUGUGGUUUUUACUUUGCCUGUCUCCUAAAGAGGUUUUAAAAUCUGCAUAAGUUCUUUCAAUAUGGUGUCAUUUCUUUAUUGUGAUAAAACAAUUUAUACAUGAAAUUACCUCUUUUUCUAAUCAUAUAUGUUUUUUUCAAGGUCAGUGAUUAUUUAAAAUUAGCCUUAAAUGAUUAAA